AACCUGAUAAAACCACUCAAUACAUCAAACACUAAUAUAACAUGACUCAAAAACAUGUUUGCUAAUGGAUCUUUGCUAAUUGCUAGAUGUCAAUACAUUUCUUUUUAGUAGUUCAUGAGUGAUUGAGGGGAGCGCGCAGGUGUGGAGCGCGCAGCUCAGUCGCUGCCUUGCGGGUUCAUGGAACAGCUGGACGGACGCGCGCUUUCCCUGUCCACGGUACCGAACGAGCUCCCGCACCUACUGCUGAGUUCCACCGCUCCAGAUUUCUUUUUCUCGUUCUGUCUUUGUCAUUUUCCUCCUCCUGGCUUUUUCAAAGGUGAAUUCUGAUGGACUACAGUCGUUUGUAAUUAAAAAUAUAACGACAAAAUGGAAAAUCGAGGAAUUACAGAAGAGGGAAAAGGAGUUUCAAAGGACAUUUCAGUGACUGUGAAACAAUAUUUUAAUUGAUUGAUUAUUUUGGUGUUUUGUAGGUCGUCUACAAGGAAUAGUAAAAACGCAUUUUUACUGGGUCAAAAAUAGGCUACUUGCUCAGGUUUCCACACUCAAGGAAUAUGCUGAAACAUCUCACAGCUAAUUCAUAUUAAAAUUUCUUAUUCAUAUCGAGUGGAAUAUUAUCUUUGGAGAUGGAUACGAUGAAGGAACGAGUUUUGGCUCCCGGUAAGGAGAGAUUGAGGAAUCUGGCCGGGAAAACCCUGGGACACAUGCACAGGGUGAUGGAGAAGAAGCAGAAAACGGGUGAGGUUAUCGAGCUGACUGAAGAUGGACGGCCCGCGCAAAUGCAGGAGAAGAAACCUCCUCUGUGCGACUGUACGUGUUUCGGGCUCCCGCGUCGCUACAUCAUCGCCAUCAUGAGCGGCCUCGGCUUCUGCAUAUCGUUCGGAAUCCGCUGUAACCUCGGAGUCGCGAUUGUCGGCAUGGUCAAUAACAGCACCAUUCACAGGGGCGGCAAGAUUAUAAUCAAAGAGAAAGCUAAAUUUAACUGGGACCCGGAGACGGUGGGAAUGAUCCACGGCUCGUUUUUCUGGGGCUAUAUAGUGACACAGAUCCCUGGAGGAUAUAUAUCCUCACGACUGGCUGCCAACAGGGUGUUUGGUGCUGCUAUCCUGCUCACGUCAACACUCAAUAUGUUCAUCCCCUCUGCGGCGCGUGUGCACUACGGCUGUGUCAUCUUUGUGAGGAUACUGCAGGGCCUUGUUGAAGGUGUGACCUACCCAGCAUGCCAUGGAAUUUGGAGCAAGUGGGCUCCACCCCUUGAGAGAAGUCGUCUAGCAACCACCUCUUUUUGUGGUUCAUACGCGGGUGCUGUGAUCGCCAUGCCAUUGGCUGGAAUAUUAGUGCAGUACUCAGGCUGGUCUUCUGUCUUCUACAUAUAUGGUUGUUUUGGGAUUGUCUGGUACAUGUUUUGGAUUCUGGUUUCAUAUGAGAGCCCAGCAGAUCAUCCCACCAUCACAGAUGAAGAGAGAACUUACAUAGAGGAGAGUAUUGGAGAAAGUGCCAAACUACUUGGGCCGUCUGAGAAAUUCAAGACACCCUGGAGGAAGUUCUUCACCUCCAUGCCGGUCUAUGCAAUCAUUGUGGCCAACUUCUGCCGGAGCUGGACCUUCUAUCUGUUGCUCAUCAGUCAGCCAGCGUACUUCGAAGAAGUGUUUGGCUUUGAAAUCAGUAAGGUCGGGAUGCUCUCUGCUCUACCCCACCUGGUUAUGACCAUCAUAGUGCCAAUUGGCGGUCAACUUGCUGACUUCCUACGCAGCAAAAACAUCUUAACCACCACCACUGUCAGAAAGAUCAUGAAUUGCGGAGGGUUUGGAAUGGAGGCCACGCUGCUGUUAGUGGUUGGUUUCUCUCACAGUAAAGGUGUGGCCAUCUCAUUCCUGGUACUAGCAGUUGGUUUUAGCGGCUUUGCUAUAUCAGGUUUUAAUGUCAACCACUUGGACAUUGCGCCAAGGUAUGCCAGCAUACUGAUGGGUAUUUCUAAUGGAGUGGGCACACUUUCUGGAAUGGUCUGCCCUCUCAUUGUAGGUGCUAUGACCAAAAAUAAGACUCGUGAAGAAUGGCAGAAUGUGUUCCUGAUCGCCUCUCUGGUGCAUUACGGCGGUGUGGUGUUCUAUGGGAUUUUUGCGUCCGGCGAGAAGCAGCCGUGGGCAGAUCCAGAGGAGACCAGCGAUGAGAAGUGUGGCUUCAUCGAUGAAGACGAGUUGGCGGAGGAGACCGGUGACAUCAUGCUGAGCCACGCUCCUUUUGGAGGCCAGGCCGGUCUUGGGGGCCCCGCCAAAACAUAUGGGGCCACGACACAGCUGAAUGGGGGAUGGGCGAAAAGCUGGGAGAAAACUGAGGAAUACAUCCAGGAGGACGCCGAGCAGACGUAUAGAGGAGACGGGUACUCGUAGAGAUUUCUUUCCCAAUGAGUCAAAACAAAACAAUCCUUUAAAAUACGACAAAGUAAAACAGAAAUAAAGAGAGAUAUGAGUGAUUAUAGACACUGUAGGAGUUAGAGACAUCUUUUAAAAAGAGUCUUUGUGCAAUCUGAAGUGAAUAUAUUUAAGAGGGAGAUAUAUUAAUGAGAAUAUACAGCUAAUCAUAUAUAAAAAGUCAUUUAGGAUUAUAUAAAGAAUAUAUAUGGCUAAAUCAGUUUAAAGACUAUGUAAAAGUUUUUUUAAAGUACAGAUAUGUUCAAUUAUUACUGUGGUUUACAACAUUUAAUCAACUGACAAUAUUUAAUAGCACAGACAUCUGUAAUCAAAGCACAGGUCUUGGCUGUUUUUACAGGUUUAGACUAGUUUUGUUUGAGUUUUGUGUCUUCUACUGUAACUUUAGUAGAUGAGUAGUUGAGAUUAACUGGUCAGGACCAAUUAGUGCAGAGUAGAGUAGUUUAGAUUAACAGUUUUGUUCAAAAGAAACUCUCUGGUUUACAGAGCUCUUGCCAUCGACCUCACAGAAAAUAUGCAAAAUUUGGGUUAACUAUAUUAUAUAACUUAAACCUACAAAGAAUGCUGUUUAACAUUAUGUACGUGUACUAUAUUACACAUUAUAAACUGGUCCCUUUAUUUGGGACAUAAACCAAUAGAAGGUAGAGCAAAAUAGACAUUAUAUAACUGCUCGGUGCAGAAAGAGUCUAAAAUAGCACAAAUUUGCAAAAACAUAACUGCUAUAUCUGAAUACUGAUGUGUAUUAAAAUAAGUGUGAAAUAUAUUGAAAAACCUUUAAAUGUUUGAAACAUCCUAAAGUACACUUGAGAACUUUUUAAAGUGCAAUCUUGUAUAAAUUUUGUUCAGCUACUUACAUCAACACUACAUUCAAGUGUGUGCUUGGCAAUACAGUCCUGUAUUUUAAGUGGUAUUAAGCUGGUCUUCAUUUAAAAUGUUCCAUUUUAACCAUCAUAUAAUGACAAACCCGACAUUUUCUAAGAUACUUUGAAUGCACUGACAUGUUGUUAUUUGAAAAAAAGAAAGAAAAAAAAAAGUCAUUUCUAUCUUAAGUAUGUGUUUUGACAUGGAUUUACUGUUUCUGUGAGACUGUUGUGAAGCUGGGUCAGUGAUAUCUGUGCUAACUGUUUAUUGGGCCAUAUUUAUCAUAGAAACUGUCAUAACAGUGAGGCUGUCCAUUUGGGAUGUAUAUUGCGAUGCCACUGAGAGCCUUCCAUUUGUACGGUCGAAUCCUGAAUAAGGAUCUGGUGAUCAUCUAAUGUAUUUAAUUGUCGCCAUGCAAAGCUGAUGUAAUGUGUUCUUGAGUGAAUCUCACAAAACCCAGCAGGAACAUGUCUAGGUCCUAUUUCAUCCCAAAAUCAAAAGAAUUACAGGGUUAGUUCACCC
This is a messenger RNA of Megalobrama amblycephala (Wuchang bream), 3809 nucleotides long. RefSeq names its product solute carrier family 17 member 6a (gene slc17a6a). The record is from RefSeq and is a predicted model, not a curated record. Bases 624 to 2387 code for a protein of 587 amino acids. Gene Ontology annotation, biological process: synaptic transmission, glutamatergic; monoatomic anion transport; transmembrane transport. Lineage: Eukaryota; Metazoa; Chordata; Actinopteri; Cypriniformes; Xenocyprididae. The transcript has 12 exons. Gene Ontology annotation, cellular component: synaptic vesicle membrane; excitatory synapse. Gene Ontology annotation, molecular function: neurotransmitter transmembrane transporter activity; L-glutamate transmembrane transporter activity.